AAAGAUAUUAUUACAGUCAGGUCUCCAGAAGAUCAUUGCAAAAUUAGUGUUUCAGGGUUUGGAUACUCGGUAUAAUUCUCCUCUCCCGGGAAGAAUCUCAGACGAAAGGUCAGAAACGACAAUUACAAGGAUGACAAUUCAAAUUUCUUUUUGGGCCUGAACAAUUCAAAGUUCAAACUCUCUCAACUCUUCUCUUUCCCACUGAUAAAACCUGCGUCUGAGGGAGAAGGACUCUUUCUCGAGAAAAUUUUGAGCGCCCUAAUCGAAUUACAAUGAAACCAAAUAUCUGGGUCUGCUUGAUAAUUUUGUUCGUUUCUCUUCGAUCUGAAGCUUCUUUGGGAUCUCAAAAGACCGAUAAGGCUUAUGUCACCCUUUUGUAUGGAGAUGAAUUCUUAUUGGGAGUUCGCGUUCUUGGAAAAUCGAUACGCGACACUGGAUCGAAGAAGGAUAUGGUCGUCUUGGUCUCGGAUGGGGUGUCUGAUUAUGCCAAACAGCUUCUCCGGGCUGAUGGGUGGAUAGUUGAGAAGAUUAGUUUACUGGCAAAUCCUAAUCAAGUACGUCCAAAGAGAUUUUGGGGUGUCUACACGAAGCUGAAAAUCUUCAACAUGACUAAUUAUAAGAAAGUUGUUUACCUCGAUGCGGAUACUAUUGUGGUUAAAAAUAUUGAAGAUCUUUUCAAAUGUGGAAAAUUCUGCGCUAAUUUAAAGCAUUCUGAGAGAUUGAAUUCGGGAGUCAUGGUAGUGGAACCAUCUACUACUGUUUUUAAUGACAUGAUGAGCAAAGUGAAGACCCUACCAUCAUAUACGGGAGGAGAUCAAGGAUUUCUUAAUUCAUAUUACUCUGGAUUUCCCAAUGCACAUGUUUUUGAACCCAAUUUGACCCCAGCAGUACUCAAUUCUAGACCAGUUCCUGAAAUGGAGAGACUUUCAACACUCUAUAAUGCAGAUGUCGGGCUCUACAUGCUUGCUAACAAGUGGAUGGUAGAUGAGAAUGAGCUCCGUGUAAUUCACUAUACUCUUGGGCCUCUUAAGCCUUGGGACUGGUGGACAGCAUGGCUUUUGAAACCUGUGGAUGUCUGGCAGAAUGUGAGGGAACAUCUUGAGGAAUCCCUUCCUGGAACAGCAGGAGGCCGAAAUCGCAAAGAUGAUUUUCUUAUGAAGUUUCUUUUUCUACUACCUCUUUGUGCUUUACUCUUCUGCUGUUAUCGGUCAUUUGUAAAGAGUCCAGGGUUCAUUAGUUCGUUUUGUAGAAGUUCAUUAUGGGAUCAUGCCCGACAUCUUUAUUAUAGGAUUAGAGCAAGUGGACCACUUGUGUAUGGUAGUAUUUCUACUACUACGAUCAAUUCCACUUAUCAGCUCUUAAGUAGUGCCCAGUACAAAGUCCCAGCUUAUUUGGGUAGCGUUUCUGUCAGUGUCUGUUUUAUGGCCGCGAUGGUGUCUCUGGGGAUAGCACUGUUGAUUGUACCUCGGCAAGUGACCCCAUGGGCUGGUUUACUCUUGAUGUAUGAAUGGACCUUCACACUCUUCUUUGUUUUCUUCGGAGGUUAUUUACAUCUAAUUUAUCGAUGGGGAAAACUCACAGCAUCUCGAGUAGCAUUGUCUCAUCCUGAAUCUUCUGAUUAUGAUUCAGAAAAAUUUCAUCAACGACAGAUUCCGUCUUGUGAUGUUGUUACAUGGUAUUAUGGCUUAGGGAUGGUUCUCUUGGCAAUUGCAGCCCCAUCUUUGCCUUUUAUUUUUGGAAUCACUGCUUUGUUUUUGAGGUUAGGUUUGAUGGUUGUUGGGGGCAUAAUAUUAGCUUCCUUCAUGACAUAUGCGUCGGAACACCUUGCAAUAAGAUCAUUUUUGAAAGGCGUAGAAGAGUGCGAUACGGCACGUGAUAGUAGUCUAUGUUUCUCCUGCUGAUUGGAAUUUUUGACUGGCAAUGUAAACUAUCCUAGAUAAUUAUAUUAUAGUUCCCCUUCCUUCCAUUCAACUAACCUAGUGCUUUUCUACUGGCAAAUGUAAUUUAGAAAGUUUUGUCAAUCUUGAAUAUUUUGUUUGAGUGGCUCUGUUGUAAUAUUAUUCUUUCAAAAGUUGUACCCGUCGAUGAAAUUGCCCUCAUUUAAUGUGACAAAUAAACCAUGCUGGCUUGAA
Neltuma alba is the source of this 2132-nucleotide messenger RNA. RefSeq names its product inositol phosphorylceramide glucuronosyltransferase 1. The record is from RefSeq and is a predicted model, not a curated record. Lineage: Eukaryota; Viridiplantae; Streptophyta; Magnoliopsida; Fabales; Fabaceae. The transcript has 10 exons. Bases 273 to 1901 code for a protein of 542 amino acids. Gene Ontology annotation, molecular function: glycosyltransferase activity.